AUGGACGGUCCCCUCCGCCGCACAGCGGGGGGCCUCGGCUCCCCUCCUGCGGCUCCUCCUGGGAUCCAUCCUCCUCCUCCUCCUCCUCCUCCUCCUCCUCCUCCGGGCUCCGACAUGCUCUCCUCCAAGCCUCUCGCCUUCUCCAUCGACCGGAUUAUGGCCCGCACCCCGGAGCCCAGGUCCUCCUCCUCCUCCUCCUCCUCCUCCUCCUCCUCCAUCCUCUCCAUCCCUCUGCACCCCGGCUGGUUCCAGGGGAAACCCGACAUGUGUCCGUCCUCUCUGCACUGCAUGAUCCCUCUGGUGCCGCUCGGGUACGGUGCCGGGCUGGAUCACUUCGACACCUCCUCCCUCCAGACUCCUGCAGAGUUUUUGGGGUUUGGGUUGACCCAGAAGACCCAGCAGGACCAGGAGUCCAUGAGCCAGCAGCCAGGCCAGUACAAGCUCUUCAGACCCCGCGUGGUGAACCAGGCCUCCUUCCCCACCAUGGGCACCGUGUGCUACCUGAACUGCGGAGGAGACUCAGGUGUGUGUGCUCCUCCCCUGGUCAACCUGCACCCCAUGGCCUCCUACCUGCUCAGUGCUCGUCACAAAGCCUUCAUGGUGGAGAAGAGCAAGCAGGAGGCCGGGGAGCAGGCCUUCAAGGAGCUGAGCCAGAGCCAGAUCCAGCACUACAUGAAGGAGAGGGACCAGAUCCUCACUGAGAAGAUCUUCAAGGGCUCUGCGGCCCGGCUGAGCGGCUCCUGUCCCGGCAGCAAACCCAAAGUGUUCACCUGCGAGGUCUGCGGGAAGGUGUUUAACGCGCACUACAACCUCACGCGCCACAUGCCCGUGCACACCGGCGCGCGGCCGUUUGUGUGUAAAGUCUGCGGGAAAGGAUUCAGACAGGCCAGCACACUGUGCAGACACAAGAUCAUACACACUCAGGAAAAACCGCACAAGUGUAACCAGUGCGGGAAAGCCUUCAACCGCAGCUCCACGCUCAACACGCACACACGCAUCCACGCCGGAUACAAACCGUUCGUCUGCGAGUUUUGCGGGAAAGGAUUUCAUCAGAAAGGAAACUACAAGAACCACAAGCUGACGCACAGCGGGGAGAAGCAGUUCAAGUGCUCCAUCUGCAACAAGGCGUUCCACCAGGUGUACAACCUCACCUUCCACAUGCACACGCACAACGACAAGAAGCCCUUCACCUGCCCCACCUGUGGCAAGGGCUUCUGCAGGAACUUUGACCUGAAGAAACACAUCAGGAAGCUGCACGACCUCGCCGGCACGCAGUCGCCCCCGCAGGCCUGA
Messenger RNA from Anoplopoma fimbria (sablefish), 1293 nucleotides. RefSeq names its product FEZ family zinc finger 1 (gene fezf1). NCBI's taxonomy places the organism in Eukaryota, Metazoa, Chordata, Actinopteri, Perciformes, Anoplopomatidae. The coding region runs from base 1 to 1293 and encodes 430 amino acids. The record is from RefSeq and is a predicted model, not a curated record. The transcript is spliced from 4 exons. Gene Ontology annotation, cellular component: nucleus.